AUGGUUGCAGUUGAGAUCGUCAUUCCGAAGCCGAGACCGACGAAGACCAGGAUCAGGAUACCCAAGGCCUUCGCCUCGAGAUCAAACGGAUCUGAAAGUAUUGACAUGAGUCCGCAGCCCAAGACCAUCAAUCAUGUGCCCACGACCAACGUCUCGAAGUUUCUGUCCUUCUUCCCGUUCACCGUGCCAGCCAGGAUCCUCCAAGAAGCGGCUCGCGCAGUGCUUGCGGCGGUCUCAUUGUAA
Anthostomella pinea is the source of this 243-nucleotide messenger RNA. The record is from the annotation of a GenBank genome assembly. NCBI's taxonomy places the organism in Eukaryota, Fungi, Ascomycota, Sordariomycetes, Xylariales, Xylariaceae.